AUGGCCUUCCUUCAGUACCACGAGGAGACUGAUAGGGCUGGGUACCUGUCCAACAUGCCGUAUCUAUCUCAGCAUGAGCCUGAUUACAUCAAAAAUCAAGACCUCGCCGACCGAAUUGAUCCCCUUCUCCAAUGUCAAACAUCAUAUGCCGGCGGACCUAUUGGUACCAGUGGCUUGCAGAGAUAUCUCCAGGAGCCACAGAACAGCUUCUUCACCGCACCGCAACAAGUUUCAAUGCAUAGUGCCUAUUACACAGGCGUAUACCCAAACAUGGGCCAAUCCCUUCACCACAACUCGCAGUUCCGACAUGGCUCUCCAGUAUCCUACCAGCAUUCGUCGGUCGCUAGUGGACCUCAGAGUCCCCCGUUAACGGAUAACGAUGGACAUGUUGACAGCACUCGAGGGCCAUCUACUCCAUCUGAUACUGCUGCUCUUUCCCCUCAUAUAGUUUCCCUCGGCUCUCCACCCCCCAACGUUUCACUGUAUGGGCUCUCGAGUGUCUCUCAAGGAUGUGUGAACCCAGCAGUGAUACAGCCAGCCCAAACCUUCGACCACAACCCUGGAGAGGAAGACUUGACUGGCUUCGAACUCGACAUUCAUCUGAGCUUUGAAGACACUACGCCUGUCUCAACCUCUCCUGAUAGCAAUUCGAACAACGCAUUGUCGAUAAAUACCCCGAACUCUCUAGCAGAGCCUCGAAACCAUAUCGAAACCCUUUAUCCUGAAAUUGAGAGUAUGGAUGUCGAUAUAAAAGUCGAGGACGAACUGAUCGCUGAGAAUUUGUCCACUGUGGCUGAAGAUGAUGAUGACGAGUACAAGCCUACUCGUAGAGCCAAGUCGUCUAGGCCCUCUAGAGGCAAGAGUCGCCGUGGUCGCACGACACGACCAACCCCUACUGUCUCUGUCAACACAGCAGGAGCCGUCAAAUCACAGCGCUCUCGAGCUUCGGCAAGUCGGACUUUACUAUCAACAUCUUCUGAUAGAACUGCCAUGUGCACGCAAUGCAAUCAACCUUUCACCGACGGGAUACAGCUCCAGAAACAUAUCAGCGCCUUGCACAAUCGUCCAUUUAUCUGCGUCUUCCAUUUCGCAGGAUGCAACCAGGUGUUUGCUAAUAAGAAUGAAUGGAAACGACAUGUUUCGGCGCAACAUCUGAACCUCAACUAUUGGCUCUGUACAUCUGGCGGCUGUGGGCAUUCAUCAAGUGCCUCCCGGGCAACCCCAGAUGCCCCUACACACUGCCGAGUUUUUAGAAGAAAGGAUCUUUAUACCCAGCAUAUCCGCCGGAUGCACGCACCCCCAGAAGUUGCCCAAGCUGAUAAGAGGGAUAAGACCUUUCCUCUCGAUUGGAUGAUCAAGGAGAAGGCGCUACAGGAUAAAGCAUUUCGACAACGUUGUCAGCUACCGCAGUACAUGUGCUGCCCAGCCAAGGGUUGCAUGACUGUUUUCGAUAAUGGCCCGCGGACCUGGGACAACCGCAUGGAGCAUGUUGCGAUUCACCUUGACCGUGCAGCUAAAAGCGAAGAACCACCAAUCAUUUUUGGCGGUGACAACGACAAAGCCUUGACCGAUUGGGCAUCACAGCCUGAUGUUCGAGUAAUCAGGUCUAACGGAGUAGGCUGGGAAACAUGCCAGCCACUGAAAGCAGCUAGGAUCGAGAUCUCUAAGCUGUCAGGCCUUGAUGAAGGCCUCGACGAGGAUGCAGAAGGUGAAGAAUGUUAA
Fusarium coffeatum is the source of this 1722-nucleotide messenger RNA. RefSeq lists its product as uncharacterized. The coding region runs from base 1 to 1722 and encodes 573 amino acids. The record is from RefSeq and is a predicted model, not a curated record. Lineage: Eukaryota; Fungi; Ascomycota; Sordariomycetes; Hypocreales; Nectriaceae. Gene Ontology annotation, molecular function: DNA-binding transcription factor activity. The transcript has a single exon.